UUCUAUGAAAGGUCACCCAGCCCAAGUGUCCGUAUAAAACUUGCUACAGAUGAUACCAUGUUAUGCUCAAUGUUAGUUGACAUUUUGUAUACACACCAAUGUCUGUACGUGAGCUGUUUUCAUAGGCACAUGCUCAUGCCCAUCACUGUCACAUUUCGAGUUGAGAAAUAUUAAUUGAAUAGUUAUAAUUUGUAAGAAGCACAUCUGAGUUCGUUUAUCACCAUCAUGGGGAAGCACAAGGCGUAUGGGAGCAAUCCGAGGAAGCGAAGGAGAAUACGUUUUGUACCGAAGUGGCUGGAGAAACACGGCACCCAAGAUGGAGCACCACUCCCACCACCGAACUCGGUCAAUGACCCUGAGGCAAUCCAGGAGCUCAUUCUCUGCGCAGUAGAUGGUAACAUCAUCGCAGUCCGGCUGUUAGCCCAGGCCGGGGUGAACGUCAACAGCCCAGACGGGGAUGGUUGGACGGCCUUACAUCACGCUGCCAGUGAGAACCAGCAGGACAUUGUCAAAGUGCUAACGGGUGAGUGCGGAGCAGACAUGUCUAUCAAGACACCGAAGGGACUCACGGCGUCCGAUUUGGCUGGGAGGAAAGAACUCGGGGGAGGGUCGGCAAACCCAUCAUCAUCAUCAUCAUCAUCAUCGAUGUCAUCACCAAUGUCAACGCGAUCCAAGAGAUUGUCAUCAUCCUCCUCGACCGAAGGAUCAGGACGGUAUUGAGCAUUAGCUGAGACUAAACAGCCUCUUAGAAAUACAAAAAUUGGCGGAGAUGACAGAAUCAGCUGCCUGUAAUAUACAACGAACUUUCGCCCCCAAUAAUAAAAAAGAAGAUGAAGACCACCAUCUUCGUCACUUAAACUUAAUUCAAACAUGCACUGUUGUUAUUGCCCCUCCCCCUAAAACGAAGGGGAAAAACUUCAGAUUCCAGUAAACGGUGUAUGGCCUACAGUCAGCCCUCGUUGUUAAUGAGCAAGAUGCAAAGAGUUUCUACUUAUAAAGAGUCCAUUUUGAAGUCCCAAAUAUCACAUCUGCUUUGUGUUUCACAACAACGUAUGUGUCAUAUUUAAAGAGGUAAUUUUGGGCAGUCAGUCCCACAUUGCAGCGACUUAUUAUAACGGGAGUCGACUGUCGUUUUCUAUGGCAUUACUUUUAAAGAAAGAACAAAAAUGAGAAAAUAAGCUAAUCAGAUGUAAAGGUGCAGAAUAUUGUACAAUGUGAAUAAACUGUUUAAAUGUUUCAUUUAGUUGAGUUUGUGUAGAACUAGUGAUUACUAGUCCCGACUAUCCUGUUUUUGCUUAAAAUGCUCCUAGAUUUAAUGAUUAAACUAGCAUUUUGCAGAAUAUCAAAUACACAGGUAAAAAGGGGUAACAAUUUUAAGUGGGAAAUACCGUAAAGAAAUAUAACUGAACUUAAUUGAUUGCUCAAUUAUAUUUUGGUAACAACUUCAGAGGUAAGGUUUGAUUCCAUCCAAUAUACACUCUGAAAACUCCCGGAUCACAACUACAAGAAAAGAACUCUUACUAUA
Molecule: messenger RNA, 1525 nt
Organism: Asterias rubens (European starfish)
Lineage: Eukaryota; Metazoa; Echinodermata; Asteroidea; Forcipulatida; Asteriidae
Product: calmodulin-binding transcription activator 2-like
Exons: 2
Coding region: 226-720 (164 amino acids)
Molecular function (GO): protein binding
Source: RefSeq, a predicted model, not a curated record